Didymodactylos carnosus is the source of this 576-nucleotide messenger RNA. Lineage: Eukaryota; Metazoa; Rotifera; Eurotatoria; Philodinida; Philodinidae. The record is from the annotation of a GenBank genome assembly.
AUGGAAACCACUAAAAGUAAAUCAAUCUUUAUUCACGCUGGAUAUGCUUAUAUUGUUGAUAAAACAUCGGGUGAUAAAACAACAUGGUGCUGUGAUCGAAAACGUCAUGGGCAGUGCAGAGGAAGAAUACAUACAAUUAACGACAGUGUCGUUUUAUCGAUCGGCGAACACAAUCAUGAGCCAAAAGCAGAGGCAGCUGAAAUGAUAGCGGCAAGAACGCAAAUGGCCAGUGAAGCAAAAAUGACAAGUAAAAAAACUCAUGACAAUAUUGCAACUGAUAUCGAUCGAUUGUCAAGACAAGCUGUAAAGUCGAAUUCAUCUCAUCAUGAUGAUGGUUUAUUAGAUAAAAUACUUAAAAAAAAAGAAACGAUUGAAGAAACAAAGAAAAAACAUGAAGAUCUUGAAUUCCAAUUAAUGGAAUUAGAAACUAGAUGUGAAGCAGAAUUAGCAGAAGCUGAAGAAAAUUUUAAAAAUGAACAAGAAAUUGUACAACAAAAUUCAAAAAUACGACAGGUAAAAAUUAGCAAAUCUCUAUGUAUAAAAUAUAAUCUAAAUGAAAAUUGUAUAUGUAUUAAA